Messenger RNA from Orcinus orca (killer whale), 2391 nucleotides. RefSeq names its product proline rich mitotic checkpoint control factor (gene PRCC). NCBI's taxonomy places the organism in Eukaryota, Metazoa, Chordata, Mammalia, Artiodactyla, Delphinidae. Gene Ontology annotation, cellular component: nucleus. The record is from RefSeq and is a predicted model, not a curated record. The transcript is spliced from 5 exons. The coding region runs from base 266 to 1558 and encodes 430 amino acids.
AGACGAGGAGGAGGUGGAGUGACUCGGCGGCCAUUAGCUGUGUGUAGUUGCCCGGGACUAGGAGCCUAAGUGGAGAGGGAAGGCUUAUUCGGUGGAAAUCAACUGUGGGCAUGGGCCUCUACCGGGGCUACCCCUAGAGUACGGAGAAGGCGGGCUUUUUGGUUCACCGCCCCGCUAACUAGCGGGGCCCACUAGGCCUCCGGACAUCCCCGGUGUCAAGUAGGCCUCGUCUGCCGGCAAGGGCGCCCCAAAGGCGGGAGGCGCCAUGUCGCUGGUUGCUUACGCCAGCAGCGAUGAGAGUGAGCCGGAUGAGGCUGAGCCGGAGGCGGAGGAGGAGGAGGAGACGGCAGCCCCUACACCUGGGCCCACUUUAGGGGGCUUGUUCGCUUCUCUUCCCGCGCCCAAGGGUCCGGCCUUGCUGCCUCCGUCCCCGCAGAUGCUGGCCCCAGCCUUUCCCCCGCCGUUGUUGCUGCCCACACCCACCGGAGACCCCCGGCUCCAGCCUCCUCCCUCCUUGCCCUUCGGUCUGGGAGGCUUCCCUCCACCUCCAGGCGUGAGCCCGGCUGAAGCGGCGGGAAUUGGGGAGGGGCUGGGAUUGGGGCUGCCCUCGCCCAGAGGCCCUGGCCUCAGUCUGCACCCCCAUAUCGGCGGGGCCGGGCCCCCCCUGGGGCUUCCCAAGCCAAAGAAGAGGACAGAGCCGGUGAAGAUUGCGGCGCCAGAGCUGCAUAAGGGGGAUUCAGAUUCCGAGGAAGAUGAACCCACAAAGAAGAAAACUGUCCUUCAGGGAUCCAGUGAGGGGACUGGUUUGUCCGCCUUGCUUCCCCAACCUAAAAACCUGACUGUGAAAGAGACUAACAGGUUGCUCCUGCCCCAUGCCUUCUCCCGGAAACCCUCGGAUGGCUCCUCUGACACUAAGCCCUCCAGACAAGCUUCUAAGACCAAGCCCUCUUCUCUCGCCCCUGUUGUGGGCACCACAACCACCACUCCAUCGCCCUCUGCUAUCAAGGCUGCUGCCAAGAGUGCUGCCCUGCAGGUGACGAAGCAGAUCACGCAGGAAGAGGACGAUAGUGAUGAGGAAGUAGCCCCUGAGAACUUUUUCUCCCUCCCUGAGAAGGCAGAGCCGCCUGGAGUUGAGCCAUACCCUUACCCCAUUCCCACUGUCCCUGAAGAGUUGCCUCCAGGCACGGAACCAGAGCCGGCCUUCCAGGACGAUGCAGCCAAUGCCCCCUUAGAGUUCAAGAUGGCAGCAGGCUCAAGUGGGGCCCCUUGGAUGCCUAAGCCUGGGGAUGACUACAGCUACAAUCAGUUUUCCACGUAUGGCGAUGCCAAUGCCGCUGGUGCUUACUAUCAGGAUUAUUACAGUGGUGGCUACUAUCCCGCACAGGACCCAACUCUGGUCCCCCCACAGGAAAUUGCCCCAGAUGCCUCCUUCAUCGAUGACGAAGCAAAAGAUGUGCAUCCCUUUGCAAACUUCUGCCUGUGGUUAAUACUGUGUUCAUCCACCUCCCUGUGUAUAUCCUCCUUGACAAGUUCAGUAGUUAGGCCCUUUUUGUUUUAAGCCUAGGAGGCAGCAGAGAGCUCAUCCAGUGGCAAAAGUCAGCUUCUUAUGGGUAGAGUGACCCCAGGAGGCCUUGCUAAUGCUCAGACCACAACCUGGGUUUCAUUGCAGGUUUCCGAGUGUUAUUGAAUUUAAUUCCCCUUUGCUCACACUCCUUCUAGGCAUAUCUCCUGGUGACUUGUGGUGUGAUUUUUUUUUUUUUUUUUUUUUUUUGAGGAGGAAAGAGUAGCAGUCUCCUAGAAAAUUUGCCAGGUCUUUUUUUGAGGCUUCCUCUCUCCCCAUCUCUACGUUCUCCUUCUCUCAUGUCUGGUCUGUCGUGCAGUCUGCUGAUUUGGUGAUACUGAACCAAUGCGAAGGAACAGACAUGUUAAAAGAACCAAUUUUUAGAAGAGAAAUCCUAAAAUUUUUUUUUUUGUACUGUUAAUUUGAAAAUAGUAUGCAGUCCUUUUAGGCAGAUACAAUUUAUAAAUAAUUUGAAUACAAAUUCAUAUCAGUGAUUCUCUGCACUCGCUUAUGUUUGGGAAUACAUUUUGGCCUUCCUUUCCCUGAGGCCAGGAGAACCUCUGAGAAGUAGCCUUUCACCUGGCUUUAAGGCCACUUGGUAGGUGGCACGGUGAAAGGACAUACUGCAUAGAGAGAAUUAAGGGUGCAAUGGAAUUGGGGAGGCCCAAAACCAUUCCAUAAACUCUGGAUCCUUGGUGACAUCUCCUGACCCCCUACCCAGACCCCCCACUCCUGAAUUUUUUCCCCCUUUUCCAGUUUAAGCGGCUGCAGGGCAAAAGGAACCGAGGGAGGGAGGAGAUCAACUUUGUGGAGAUCAAAGGUGAUGACCA